AUGUCGACGCUAUUACCAUAUUUGGAAUUCACACUUUUUUUGAUCAUCCCCGUUUCUAAGACUACCGCAGGCUUCAAAAGUUGCCGUGCCGAUAUUUCAUAUAAAAAUCACGCGCUUGUUGGACACGCAUUGCAGACCCUAAAGAAUAAGCGUUUUGAGAGCUGUACAUAUUCUUGUGAGCUAGAUUUGCAGUGCUUCAGUGUCAAUUACGUACCAACACUCAAAACCUGCCAGUUAAAUAACGCUUCCAAAAGUUUUUUUCCUGGCGACUUUGUAAAACAAAAAGGAACGAUCUAUAUGGAAAUGGUGAUUCGCGAGUAUCACCCUUGUAACAGCAUGCGCUGUGAGAAUGGAGGAACGUGUGUCACUAGACCGACUGUGAUGUGCCGGUGUCAUGCCAGAUUCAGCGGACUUCAUUGUGAAAGUAAGAAGAUUUCCUUGUUAAAGUAGGUUAAAUUCUCUUGUCUUAAAUGACAAAUCUUGGGAAAUUUCGAAUCGGUAAUUGGCCGCCCUUAUUUAAUGAAUGAUUCAGUAGCUAACAUUUCCACCUCUCAUGAUAGCGUGAAUAGAGUUUCGCCAGAGUAACGGCUGCACCUUUUUGCUUAGAGUUUAAGUAAGCCUAUUGGAUAGUUUGCGUCUUAGAAUUCCUUUAUACCAGAAAAAAUGACCCGCGGGUAGAAGGAUCACCCGCCUUGCCACUGAUACCCUGGGCGGGCCAACAUUUCAUACAUUUCCUUACAAAACGUGGUGAACCGUUUACAUGAGAAACAAGAAGAAGAAGCAAGGUUCACCCUCUUAACUGUGCUCGCCUGCGAGCAGGCUCCCCGGGGCGCUCCGGCGGCUGGGAGGGAAAAGAAAGGAGAGCUUGCAACUCCGUCUCUGGAAUUUGAAUCCCACCUCCAAUUCCCCUGUUGCUCCUCGUCGACUGAGCUGUCAGAUUUCCGCUAAACAGCGCGAAACGGAAACUAGCGCGAAUGUAAACAAACAUUAAAAAACACGGGCUAAGGGUAAUGACGUCAUUAAUGAUGUCAUCUCCGUCAAUCAGCAUUUCGCAUCGACUUUUCGAUGCAGGUAUUCAAUUUAUUCCCUCCUUUUCCCGCCCAACCGCCAGGGCGCCCAGGAGAGCUUGCUCGCAGGUUUUAAGCUGUGCUAACUUUUCUCCUAUAAACAAUUUGGCUCGCUCUUCCGGGUCAACUCUGUUAAGGCGAGACAAUCCGCAGAGCAUACCGAGCGUUGUAUGGAUCGGGCAAAGGGAUAAACUUUUUCUCAUAUAAACGCUUGCUUGAGUUAAAUCGGCUGGGAUGGUGAUCCUUCUACCCGGGAUAGGUUUUCUCCGUAUAAAAAGAGCCUUAAUAUUGCCACAGAAGAAACAAUAAUAUUUCCUAUGAAUAAAGCAAUAUUUGCUCAAGAGACCCAAAACAGGAUUAGAAGGAAUUACUUUGACCAAUGACACCAGAAGGGAUAAUCACUUCCUUCAAAUUAAAACAAGUGUCACAAGACAUUUUAGGUUAUCAGAAAGCCUUGGAAAUGACACCCUUUGUAUUCUAAUUGACCCAGAGAAACCCUGCCCAGUUGUAUAAUUCAGUCUACCCAGUGAUAGCGAGUUCACAGACCCUCUAUUUUCUGCCACCUCUUUUAGCUAACUAAGAAGAAAAACCCAGUGGAAAAUAAGCAAACCAGGUGAUUUUUUGCUCCGAAAACCCUAGCCUGUGAAUAUAUAGAUCCAGCAUGGUCUGUUACAGAGGGGUGUGAAAUGCGUUUCCUUCUUGCAUAACCAAAGAAAUCGCGAAAUUGUUUUCGACACUUAUUAACUACAAGACCGAUCUGAAAAAAAAAAAAAAAACAUUACUUUUCAUCAGUUUCUCAAUCAGGACCGAUAGCCCUUGGUAUGGAAAGCGGAGCCAUUCCAGACGACAAGAUUACAGCUUCGACAUUUAAGACAGGCUACGAGGCGAGAAAGGCGAGGCUAAAUAGAAAUUCCUGUUGGAUGCCUCUGCAGGAUAGAAACACUGAAUACAUCAAGAUAAAUUUUACUUCCGUGACCAAUGUUAGUGCCAUAGCGACCCAAGGUGCGCCAAAUGACGGUUGCUGGGUGACAAGUUUCUCCUUGCAGUGGUUCGUUAAUAACCGCCUUGUGACGGAUCAAAAGGUACAAAAU
Molecule: messenger RNA, 2158 nt
Organism: Porites evermanni
Lineage: Eukaryota; Metazoa; Cnidaria; Anthozoa; Scleractinia; Poritidae
Source: the annotation of a GenBank genome assembly